UCAAUUGAUUCAUUAUAAUCUUAACGACUUUAUAUUUCUUCUUCUUCCUCGUCGUGAUCUUCUCAUCAUAACUCCUCACUAUUGAAACCUCCCCCUCCCCCGCGUUCGGAGCUCACCCCACCUUAAGUGUGUCCCUCAUGCUUCACUGAGCUCUCUCAUACUCGAUAACUUCAACAAUUGCCUUACGAAUCUACAAAAUAAACCGCAAUCAUGGGUGAAAUCACAAUUACCGGCUGGAAGACUCGAGAUGUUCGCUUUCCUACUUCUCUCGACGGAACUGGCUCCGAUGCCAUGAACGCUGCUGGCAACUAUUCCUCCGCCUACUGCAUCCUCGAGACAGACUCUGAAUACACCGGCCACGGAAUGACCUUCACUAUCGGCCGUGGAAACGACAUCGUCUGCGCUGCCAUCAACCACGUCGCCGAGCGUCUCAAGGGCAGGACCCUCUCCUCCCUCGUCGCAAACUGGGGCCAGACAUGGCGACAUCUCGUCAACGACAGUCAGCUCCGAUGGAUCGGUCCCGAGAAGGGUGUCAUCCACCUGGCUCUCGGUGCCGUCGUCAACGCUGUCUGGGAUCUCUGGGCCAAGACCCUCAACAAGCCCGUCUGGCGCAUCGUCGCUGACAUGAGCCCUGAGGAGUUCGUCAGCUGUAUUGACUUCCGUUACAUCACAGAUGCUAUCACCCCCGAGGAGGCUGUCGCUAUGCUUAAGGAGCAGGAGCCUACCAAGGCCAAGCGUCUCGAAGAGGCUCUUAACAACCGCGCUGUGCCCGCUUACACAACGAGCGCUGGCUGGCUUGGAUACGGGGAGGAUAAGAUGAAGAGUCUGCUUCAGGAGACUCUCAACGCUGGAUACAGACACUUCAAGGUCAAGGUCGGUGGUGACAUUGAGCGCGACCGCAAGCGUCUGGGUAUUGCUCGUGAGGUCAUUGGUUAUGACAAGGGCAAUGUUCUCAUGACAGAUGCCAACCAGGUUUGGUCUGUUCCUGAGGCCAUUGAGUACAUGAAGCAGCUCGCCGACUUCAAGCCUUGGUUCAUCGAGGAGCCUACAUCCCCCGAUGAUGUCCUCGGUCACAAGGCCGUUCGCGAUGCCCUUAAGCCUUAUGGCAUUGGUGUCGCUACUGGUGAGAUGUGCCAGAACCGUGUUAUCUUCAAGCAACUCCUCCAGACCGGUGCCAUCGAUGUGUGUCAGAUCGACGCCUGCCGUAUGGGCGGUGUCAACGAGGUCCUUGCUGUCCUCCUCAUGGCCAAGAAGUUUGGUGUGCCUAUUGUUCCUCACUCCGGCGGUGUUGGUCUUCCUGAGUACACACAGCACCUGAGCACCAUCGACUACGUUGUUGUCUCUGGAAAGCUGUCUGUUCUUGAGUAUGUGGACCACCUCCACGAGCACUUCUUCCACCCAUCUGUUAUCAAGGACGGUUACUACACCACCCCUGUGGAGCCUGGAUACAGUGUUGAGAUGAAGCCUGAGAGCAUGGAUCGAUUUAGCUACCCUGGUGAGAAGGGUGUGAGUUGGUGGACUUCAGAUGAGGCCAAGGUUAUUCUCGAUGGUGAGAAGAUUUAAUGGGUGGUUGAAAAGGGUUGGAUAAAAGGACCUGGUGUUGUGUAUCUGAAAUGCCUCCAUAAGCGGAAUAUCAUGAAUUUAUGAGUUAUCAAAUCUAACAGGCCUCUCUAUGAUGUUAAUUGUUUA
This is a messenger RNA of Fusarium oxysporum Fo47, 1689 nucleotides long. Its product is annotated as enolase C-terminal domain-like protein. Lineage: Eukaryota; Fungi; Ascomycota; Sordariomycetes; Hypocreales; Nectriaceae. Gene Ontology annotation, molecular function: magnesium ion binding; L-fuconate dehydratase activity. The record is from RefSeq and is a predicted model, not a curated record. The transcript is spliced from 2 exons. Gene Ontology annotation, biological process: amino acid catabolic process; carbohydrate catabolic process. The coding region runs from base 211 to 1563 and encodes 450 amino acids.